This is a messenger RNA of Eutrema salsugineum, 1746 nucleotides long. RefSeq names its product high affinity nitrate transporter 2.5. The record is from RefSeq and is a predicted model, not a curated record. Gene Ontology annotation, molecular function: nitrate transmembrane transporter activity. Bases 65 to 1561 code for a protein of 498 amino acids. Gene Ontology annotation, biological process: transmembrane transport. Lineage: Eukaryota; Viridiplantae; Streptophyta; Magnoliopsida; Brassicales; Brassicaceae. The transcript has 3 exons.
UUCCUUAAACUCCACCUGAAUCUCACUCCCUCCCUCCAAACUCUCUCUCAAAGCUCAAACAAAAAUGGAGGUCGAAGGCAAAGGAGGAGAAGCCGGGACCACCACCGGUCGGAGAUUCGCACUUCCGGUGGAUGCGGAGAACAAAUCAACAACUUUCCGGCUAUUCUCCAUGGCAAAGCCUCACAUGAGAGCUUUCCAUCUCUCAUGGUUCCAAUUCUUCUGCUGCUUCGUCUCCACUUUCGCAGCUCCUCCUCUCCUCCCAAUCAUCCGCGAUAACCUCAAUCUCACCGCCACCGACAUCGGAAACGCCGGAAUCGCCUCCGUCUCCGGCUCCGUCUUCGCUCGUCUCGUCAUGGGCACGGCUUGCGACCUCUUCGGCCCUCGUUUAGCCUCCGCCGCGUUAACCCUCUCCACCGCUCCCGCCGUUUAUUUCACCUCCGGGAUCAAAUCUCCGAUCGGAUUCAUCCUCGUCCGAUUCUUCGCCGGCUUCUCGCUCGCCACUUUCGUCUCGACGCAGUUCUGGAUGAGCUCUAUGUUCUCCGGUCCCGUCGUCGGUUCGGCUAACGGAAUCGCCGCCGGUUGGGGUAAUCUCGGAGGAGGCGCGACGCAGCUGAUCAUGCCGCUCGUGUUCUCGGCGAUCCGAAAAAUGGGGUCCACAAAAUUCACGGCUUGGAGGAUCGCUUUCUUCAUCCCUGGCCUCUUUCAGACUUUCUCUGCUUUCGCCGUUCUCUUGUUCGGCCAGGAUCUUCCUGAUGGAGAUUAUUGGGCAAUGCACAAAUCGGGAGAGAAGGAGAAAGAUGAAGUGGGGAAAGUGAUAACACAUGGGAUCAGCAACUAUAGGGGAUGGAUAACAGCAUUAGCAUAUGGCUAUUGUUUUGGAGUAGAGCUCACCAUCGACAACAUCAUCGCUGAGUAUUUCUUUGAUAGAUUCCACUUAAACCUCAACACGGCCGGGAUUAUAGCUGCGAGUUUUGGUCUGGCCAAUUUCUUCGCUAGACCCGGAGGAGGAAUUCUCUCCGAUCUUAUAGCCAGACGGUUUGGUAUGAGAGGAAGGUUGUGGUCUUGGUGGAUUAUUCAAACAGUAGGAGGUGUCUUGUGUGCAUUCCUUGGCCAAAUUGCUUCCUUGACAUGGUCUAUAGUUGUUAUGCUCAUCUUCUCUGUCUUCGUCCAAGCCUCUUGUGGUCUUACCUUUGGCGUCGUUCCUUUUAUUUCUAGAAGAUCUCUUGGAGUGAUAUCAGGAAUGACAGGUGCGGGAGGUAAUGUAGGUGCGGUUUUAACUCAAUUGAUAUUCUUCAAAGGAUCAACAUACUCGAGAGAGACGGGUAUAACACUGAUGGGGAUUAUGUCAAUUGCGUGUUCUUUACCAAUAUGUUUUAUUUACUUUCCACAAUGGGGAGGUAUGUUUUGUGGACCUUCCUCCAAGAAAGUGACUGAAGAAGACUAUUACCUUUCCGAGUGGAACUCUAAAGAGCAAGCUAAAAACUUACAUACCGCUAGCCUAAAGUUCGCGGAAACUAGCAAGAGCGAAAGAGGCCGAGCAACAACUCAUCCUGAAACUUGAUCAAGUGCAGGGCUUUCUCGUUUGUUUGUUGUGUGUAUUGACUAUUAUUGAGUAUGCCUUUUUGUCUUCUUCUCUUUGUCCUUUUUAAGAGUUCUCAAGAACUCUAUUUCUCGUUUUCCUUACAAUUGUGUAACAAGUUCUGUUACUUGUGUAUGUAAUGUAAAACCUACCAGUUACUGCUUUCU